UUUUCUACCAUGUGUCAUCGUUCCGGAAGCCGAGCAUAGAUGCUAGCUACCUCCGUUUUGACAUCUCUUUUCCAUCUCAAGUAUGGGUCCGAAGAAACCGUCUGAGAAGCCCGCCGGCCAACCGGCCGAAAAGAAAGAGAAGAAGCCGGCAGCCGCCGCCGCUGCUACGGCUUCCGGAUCUGGUGAGAAGAAACCCGCAGCGGAAAAGAAGCCCACGGCGGAGAAGAAGCCAGCCGCCGAGAAGAAGCCAGCGGCUGCAGCAGCUGAGAAGAAGCCCGCUGCCGAGAAGAAGCCGGCCGCUGAGAAGAAGCCCGCCGAGGAGAAGAAGGCCGAGAAGCGUGCCGCACCGGCCGCCGACAGCAAGGCCGCUCCGAAGAAGAAGGCACCGGCCGCCGCCGCCGCCGCUGCUGCUGGAACCAGCAAGCCUGCCGGUGAGGCCAAGAAGGAUGCCAAGAAGGCUGCCCCGGCCGCUGGUGGUGCCGCUGGCGCUGCUGGCAAGAAGGGAGCCAAGGCUGCCCCGGCCGCUGCUGCUGCCACUGCCGCCGCUGGCAAGAAGAAGGCCGCGGAGAAGAAGGGAGCUGCUGCCGCAGCCGCCGCCGACAAGAAGGGCGCUGCCAAGGGAGCUAAGGCUGCGGCCGGUGCCGGUGCCAAGGGUGGCAAAGCUGCUGCCGGUGGCAAGCCCGCCAAGGCUGGCGAGAAGAAGAAGCCGGUGCGCCGUAUCAAUGCCAAGGGCAAGAAGACGACCAAGUCCCCGCGCCCGAAGCUGACCAAGGAGCAGGUGAAGGCCAAGAUCCAGAAGGGCAUCCAGAAGGCUCGUGCCACCGCUAUGCUGCGUGCCAAGCGUGCCUCGACCAAGCUGGUCAAGGGUCCGUAUGGAACCUGCGUCCGCAAGAUCCGCACGUCCGUGCACUUCAAGCGGCCGAAGACCCUGAAGCUUCCGCGUCGUCCCAAGUACCCGAGGAAGUCGGUCGCCAAGCGCAGCCGCAUGGAUGCGUACAAUAUAAUUAAGUACCCGCUGACGACCGAAGCGGCGAUGAAGAAGAUCGAGGACAACAACACGCUCGUCUUCCUGAUUCACCUGCGCGCCAACAAGAACCACGUGAAGGCCGCCGUGAGGAAGCUGUACGACGUGAAGGUGCUGAAGAUCAACACGCUGGUGCGACCGGACGGCAAGAAGAAGGCGUACGUGCGGCUAACGCGCGACUACGAUGCGCUCGACAUUGCCAACAAGAUCGGCAUCAUCUAAAGCGCUAGUUUUGUAUGGUUUUUUGGCGAACACUCCUCUCUCUUCCCUCUCCUGCCAAGGUGCGGGGAUGGGUGGGGGGAGUGUUCAGAGCGGGAAAAGGAGAGGAUGCUGCGUCGCGUGCGUACCGAAGUUUUUUUACACGGUGUGUGCGCGCGUGUGUAUCCUUUUUGCAUUCCUACUCUCCUCAGAUACGUUUCUCCUGGCGCGUUGUACGCGCGCAAUCCUUUCCACACCCAUCCGCGGAGAAACCGUUCUGUGUAAAGCUUGUGCUGGAAUCGUAUCUAGCAGAAGGUUAGAAGAAGCACACACGAUAACAACUGGUGAAGAAAAAAUAUAAAACAUCUGUUCAGGAGAGGAGAAAAUGUAAA
Anopheles merus is the source of this 1614-nucleotide messenger RNA. RefSeq names its product 60S ribosomal protein L22 (gene RpL23A). Gene Ontology annotation, molecular function: rRNA binding; structural constituent of ribosome. Lineage: Eukaryota; Metazoa; Arthropoda; Insecta; Diptera; Culicidae. The record is from RefSeq and is a predicted model, not a curated record. The coding region runs from base 83 to 1246 and encodes 387 amino acids. Gene Ontology annotation, cellular component: cytosolic large ribosomal subunit; ribosome. Gene Ontology annotation, biological process: ribosomal large subunit assembly; translation. The transcript is spliced from 4 exons.